GUGGUUGGUUACAUCUUGACAACUGAAAAGGAACAUGAAAUAAGUAUCAAUGACAAUGAUGCCUUGUGGGGAGAAACAGCCCUGACAGCUGCCGCGGGAAGAGGGAAGCUGGAGGUCUGCGAAUUGCUUCUGGAACGUGGAGCAGCUGUGACGAGAGCUAACAGGAGGGGGAUUCUUCCACUCUUCUGCGCAGUGCGGCAGGGGCACUGGCAGAUUGCUAAGCUUCUGGUGGAGCAUGGGUCUGAUGUGAAUUUAAGUGACAAGCAAGGCCGCACUCCUCUGAUGGUGGCUUCCUGCGAAGGGCACCUGAGCACGGUGGAAUUCCUGCUCUCUGAAGGUGCAACCAUUUCAUCUCUAGACAAAGAAGGCCUGACAGCUUUGAGCUGGGCUUGUCUCAAAGGGCACAGGGAAGUGGUGCAGUAUUUAGUUGAGAAAGGCGCAACAACGGAUCAGACAGACAAAAACGGACGAACACCCCUAGACCUGGCAGCUUUUUAUGGAGAUGCUGAUAUUGUGCAGUAUUUGGUAGAGAAAGGAGCAAUGAUAGAGCACGUUGACUACAGCGGCAUGCGGCCGCUGGACAGAGCUAUCGGAUGUCGCAACACGUCGGUGGUGGUUAUGCUGCUGAGAAAAGGAGCUAAACUGGGAAAUGCAGCAUGGGCAAUGGCCACCUCCAAACCUGAUAUUCUCCUUAUUCUGCUACAGAAGCUGAUGGAAGAAGGAAAUAUACUGUACAAAAAAGGCAAGAUGAAGGAAGCAGCGCAGCGCUACCAGUACGCCUUGAGGAAGUUUCCAAGGGAAGGAUUUGGAGAAGAAAUGAAAACGUUCAAUGAGCUGAGAGUUUCGUUAUACCUGAAUUUAUCACGAUGUCGCCGAAAAACAAACGACUUUGGUAUGGCGGAAGAGUUUGCUACUAAAGCGUUGGAUUUGAAACCCAAGUCUUACGAAGCCUAUUACGCUAGAGCAAGAGCCAAGAGGAACAGCAGAAAGCUACUUGCUGCUCUUGCUGACCUACGUGAAGCCACACAGCUGUGUCCUAGCAAUCAAGAGGUAAAACGUCUCCUGGCUCGAGUAGAAGAGGAAUACAAGCAGUUCCAGAGAACACAGCAACAGAAGCACCAGUCUCCACAGCUACUACAGAAAAUUAACAACUCCGAUAAUGAGGAAGAGGGCAUUAUACAAGGUGCGAAUGAUAAUUUUAAUCUUCCAGCGAGGGAGGAAGAACAGCCGCACCCUGAUGAAUCUGUUUCCUCUCCACAAAGGCUGCAAUGUUCCUUAGCGGCUUCAUCAUACAGCAGGACCCUUCAGGAAGGUGUUCAGCAGAAAGCUAGAUCUGUGUCCCCUCAAAGCAGAACAGCCAGUAAAUACCUGAGAGAGCCAGGCUUGAUCAUGCAGCCAACAAAGCAGGCACAGAUUGUAAAAACUAAUCAGCACCUGAGCUCCAUCCAGCCCGGAUCCAAAACGGGAAGCAGUCAGUGUAAUACAAAGACACAAUCAUCUUUUCAGCAUCUUCCCCAAAGUCCCUUGCCAGUCCGGCACUCCAAAAUUCAGCAUUUGGAUGGGACAAGCGCAUUAUCCUCUGGAAAUGCUUCCAUGGGUCCUAGUUCUGAACUGUGCAACGAGAAGCUUAUGUCCAGCCAGUGUUCCCACUCACAGCACAACGAGAAUCUCUCAUCUUGUUCUUUUGGAAGUAAGUCUAAAACCACUGAUCGGUUAACAGCCCCUACUCAAAUGAAUUUCAGUGAAGCAAGGCAGCAAAGUCCUGGACCUGCUGCUGUCUCCUCUAGCUCCCCAUCCGGUAGCAUGAUUCCUGCCAGCUCGACCAGCAGCUUAACCUCAGCCAGUAGUUUUUCAGAGAGCAUUAAGGGGCUGGGCCCAGAUGUUCGACUCAAGGAGAAUAAUGUUAAUCAAGUUCAGGGUACUGUUGCUGAACACAGACCUCGCAAUACCCCAUUUAUGGGGAUCAUGGACAAGACUGCAAGGUUUCAGCAGCAAAAUACUCAAUCCAGUCGCACUUGGCACUCUCAGGCACUGGAUGGAUUUUCAACAAGCGUUGCUUCUGGGGGCAUGCAGUCCUCAAAUUUUGAGCAGUUCUCAGUCAAACACCACCAAAACAAAAUGUCCUCUACUGGUGCUGCCCCAGGAGAUAUCAACCAGAAUGGUAUGCAAGCUAAAGAAUGCGAGGAGCUGAAGCGCCAAACGCCCGCCCAGUGCCAAGACAACAGAGCCCUUAAACCGCACUUUUACCCUGACGCUGUAUCCAGACAGCAGUCUCACAUCAGUAAGGAAGGCCACCUAAGUCAUGGUGCAUCUACAAAACCAAAGCAAUCAUUCAUUGAAUCAAAUGUAUAA
Messenger RNA from Pterocles gutturalis (yellow-throated sandgrouse), 2352 nucleotides. It is a transcript of the gene TANC1, whose product is annotated as tetratricopeptide repeat, ankyrin repeat and coiled-coil containing 1. Gene Ontology annotation, biological process: regulation of postsynapse organization. The annotation marks the transcript as partial. Gene Ontology annotation, cellular component: glutamatergic synapse. Gene Ontology annotation, molecular function: protein binding. Lineage: Eukaryota; Metazoa; Chordata; Aves; Pterocliformes; Pteroclidae. The record is from RefSeq and is a predicted model, not a curated record. The transcript is spliced from 9 exons.